Molecule: messenger RNA, 3130 nt
Organism: Gavialis gangeticus (Gharial)
Lineage: Eukaryota; Metazoa; Chordata; Crocodylia; Gavialidae
Gene: TEKTL1
Product: coiled-coil domain containing 105
Exons: 7
Coding region: 557-1984 (475 amino acids)
Source: RefSeq, a predicted model, not a curated record
GGGCUCUGUGAGGCAGCACCUGCUGCUGUAGCAACCGUCUCCAUGGAGAGACAGACGCAGACAUGAGCCGGUCUGGAGCCAGGAGCAGCGCAGGCUCCAGGGCGGGGGGCAGGAUCCCUGGGCUCUGCUGACCUCAGUGGAGCCAGCGGCUCAGGGCAGCGCCUGUCACUGGGCACCGACAGCCUGGGCACGUGCCCCAAGCCCUGCACGCAGGAGCAGGGAGCGUCUCAGAGAGGGAGCAGGGUGAGCUAGUGCCAGCCCCGCAUCCCCACUGCUGCCACCGCAGGUGAGCCCCAUGGACCCAGGCAAGCUGGCGUACCCUGUCCCUGCUCGUCUGGAUCAGACCCACAGGCCCAGCCAGCCCAGCAUGUCCUUCCACACUGUUCCCCCCCGUCAGCCUGGCUGGUCUCCCCCCCAGCUCUGUAUCAGACCUCUGCUCCCUGAUACGAUGCCAGCUUGUUCCUGGCAGGGGCAAGGAGCAAGCAAGAGCCCCAGUGCCCCCUGCAGCAGUAAGUGCUGACCUAGCUCUCCCUCCCUCUCUCUCUGCAGUGCUGCCAUGGGGCCCCCGGCAGAGCUGUUGCGGGGCCGUGCUGGCCCAGAGGCCUGGCGCAAGGCAGCCAAGGCCACGGUACAGGCAGCGCAGGAUCUGCACAAGGGCUGCGCUCAGGAGGCCUUGUCCCUGUGGCGCCCACCAGGCCAGCCCAAGGAGCUGCCCCAUGAGCGCUGGGCACGGCUCCAGAGCUGGCACUUCAAGCUGGAUGUGACAGAUACUGGUGAGACCUUGGAGAAGCCGCCCGAGGGGCCAGGUGUGACACUGUGGAAGAGCAAGACCAAACCGCCCCCGUGGGUUAGCCAGCUGCCCCUGCCCUGCUUCCGGGACUUCUGCACCAGCACCAGCAACCGCCUGGCCCACCGCUACUGCAGCACCGUGAGGCUGAUGGUGAGCCGGCUGCGCCAGGCUCUCAGUGAGGUCAGCCAGCAGGCCAAGCACCUGGUGAUGGAGCGCAAGCAUCUCGACACCGUGCUGGCCAAGGUCCGCACCGCCCUGCUCACCAACCGGCAGAGCGCGACUGUGCGUGGGUACCGCCCGCAGACCGAGCAGGCCCCAGACCAGGUAGAUGCCCUGCUGCAGUGGGAGCGCAAGGAGCUGCAGAAGCUGAAGGUCAGGCUGGAGGGGGAUAUGGCCAUGUCAGAGAAACACCUCCAGGCACUGGGCAAGUGCCAGCACUCCCUGGGGGAGCUCUGUGAGGAACGGGGCCGCGUGCUGGAGCUGAUGGGGCAGCCACUGCACAGGGUGCUACUGGAGUCUGGGCGUGACUCAUGGCUCAGCCUGACCCGGCCCUCGUCCCCCAAUGUGGAUAGGAACCCCACGCCGGAGCCCAACCCAGUAGGGCCCUACACACCAGAGUGUGCUGCAGCUAUCGAGGAGGCACGGCACCUCACAGUACAAUCCAAGAAGGUGCUGACGGUGCUGAAAGAGGACACGGUCCAGGCCACAGCCACUCUCCGAGAGGCCCAGGCAGCCAUUGACGGCAGCCUGCAACGUAAGAUGAAUGAGACUAUGGCCCUCAAGGAGCGUCUCUAUAUGGUGAUGGGGGGCAUGCGCAGCACCUUGAAUCGCUGCCAGCGCUUCCACGAUGAGAUGGGCAUCACCCAUGGCAUAACCAUGGGCCCUGAGUCCAGCAAGUACCAGGAGACGCGAGAGAAGCUGACCCGGCCCAUAGUGCGAGUGUAUCAGCGACAUGUGGGCACCCAGCUGCCAGAGGCCAACAUCCUCACACAGGGCAGCACACUGCUAGAGUCCUCCAUGCAGAACACGGCCAGGAACGUGGAGCGCAUGCAGCACACCAAGAAGCACCUGCGCUCCUGCAUCCACGACAAGCAGAUGGGCUUUGAUGUGGAUGCCAGCAUCCAGCGCCUCCGCCGGCGCCGCAUGCAUCCACGCAGCAACAUGGACGAGGCCAGUCAGCUGACCUGCUCCUAGGGGCACCCUGCCCCAAGAGCUACAAUAUUAUACAAAUAAAGCGCUGAGAGCCUUUAGUGCCAGCCCCAGCACCAUUACUCGCCUGGGGGUUGGGAUGAGGGUGUCUGUGCGUGUGUGCACAAGGUCAGGGAGACUUGAAUAAGCUGGGAGUUGGGGAACAAGUGGUCCCUAAGCAAGGUGCUGUCUCUUGUGAGCAAGCCAUUGGAUUCAGGCAUCAGGAGGCAGUGCCUUCACCCUAAUUCAGGGCCUUCUCCAUUCCCACAGUCCACAGGCCCAUGCUUGUGGGCAGGACUCUGUGCUAGAGCCAGCAGAGCUGAGGACACUGCUCUGCCCUUAGCACUGGGCCAGGCCCUCACGGACUGGGGAUGCCAGCAUGGUGCGGGGUGAUGGGGAGCAGUGCCAUGGGGACUUCACGGGACAGACAGCCCCCUCCUCAGCUCUCAGUCAUUUACUGCCACAGCCAAGCCCAAGUCCACUUCUUGUUAAAUAUCAAAGGCCCACAGCUCUGGGUAUCCCAUGAGCACAAGGAGCUCUCAGGACAGUCUACAGCUUGGCAAACAUUUUACAGCCAGCCAAGGAGAGAAGAUAAAUGCAGGUAGAUACACAUCAAAAGGGACACAGCAUGUAUUCCAGGGAUCAAUAUCAGAUCACAAUAUUUCAAUUGGCACAUCCACGUGCCCCUUCCCCACCACUGGAGGCACAGCUGACGUACCAGCCUUAGUCCCACCCUUGCCCCGUACAGGUCUCUAGGUCAGGAGCCGCGUUUGUAGUCUGAGUCUGGCUGCGUGUCUCUCUCCUUAUCCCAGCUGGCUCCUUUCUCCUGCCCCUUUGUCUCACCUUGUGGCCAGCAGCUUGUUUUGAGGAUUCCCAGCCGGCUCUCUUCCUGCUUCUCACCGCCUCUUGCUGACGUGAAGGAGAAAUGUAAGUGGUUAUAGAUUCACAGCCACGUGGUGUACAGUGCGCUGGAUGUCACUUCCUGCCCUGACAUCACCACCAAACAAGUUCCUUAUCACAGAGUACAGUCCGCCCAUCUGGCCUCAACCGGCUGCGAUCUCCCAAGUGCAGGGCACUCCCUGCACCCUGCAGCUGAGCAGCCCCUGCUCUCCCUAGAAAGGACUGGGCUGCACAACCGUCUCCUCAUCCUCG